AAAUGUGUGUCUCGCACCGGGUUGUGGUAAUGAUGCUGCUGCAGCAACUAAAUCUCUCAAAAAAUAGACGCUUGUGAUUUGCCUUUUGUUUUACGGGCAGCUCAAACCUUAAACGUUGCCAUUACAACCAUAAACUUUGUGUCAGCAGACUGAACUAGUCGUGGCUAACGGCUGUUUAUGUAGUUCUGUUAGCUAGUCUGUAGCGGUGUGAAUGGUUUCAGCCUUAACGUAACGUACUGUUAGCAAAGUUGCCACGUUUUAAAUAAAACAACGUCGCGACUAAACACACAAGUGUUACAGCGUGAAACAACGCGUUAUGUAGCCAUAUGAUGUAACUACAAGUGUGCAUUGUCUCUCUGACGUGCUCGCUGACCGGUAACACAGUGGUUACCAAUGGAGACAGGAGACGCCUGAUCAGAUUUAACUUAGCUAACGUUAGCUAGGUCAGCUAGCCACCCUGAAAUUUAACGCUACCAAGAGAGAGUCAACAUGGCUACAAAGCUGAAGGGCAAAUCAUCCAAAAGUUCAUUUGGAGAUGAUGAUUUCCUCGACAGCUUAUUUGAUGAUGAAAAACACCCAGUAAGGGGGAAAACAACCCGCAGUGGACAACUGAACCGCUCUUUUGCCACUGAUAACAUCUUCAGUAUGCUAGCAGAGGAGGUGAAGAGGGAUGGAGGCGGCGCUGAGGACUCCGAUGUCUCUGCAGCAGAUCCCAGUGACAUACUGAAGAACAUGAAGGACAUGGAUGAUAUGGACGCUGACCUUUUUUCAUCAAAGAAAAAGCUGAGUUCAGCUCCUGCUCAAACAAAGCAGUUCGGUAAUGAGGGGCCAAAGAAAGACUCCUCCGCGUUAGAAAGGAACGUAAAACCAGAGGGAGCAGACGAACCCACCCCAAGAGGGAAGAAGCCAAACUCGGCGCCUUCGUCCACGGCACAUAACUAUAAGAAGUUCACGUUCUCUGAUCUAGACGACCCCCUAGCUGAUCUACUUGAUGACUUGCUUCCAGAUGAAACCAAGCCCGAAUCUAAAUCUAGCACACAGCAGGCCAAAGCUGGAAAAUCUGCACCAUCUUCUGCCGCAUCUCUUAUCCCAAAGACUGAAACACCAAAGGCAGCAAAGAAACAAGCUGAUCUUACAUUUGAUGAUGAUAAGGAUGACCUAAUGGAUGCGCUCGGAUUUGACAGCGAUAAAAACAACCCCAAGAAAAAGGAGUCUGCGCUGUGGCCCAACAAGGAAAGGAGCGAGCCCCCUCAGAGACCUCGUACCAGACUGGAUGAGAUUCUGGAGAGUUUGCCUUCGCCUAGUCUUCUGGAGCGACCUCCGACGGGCGAAAGGAAGGACCAGCCUCAAGAAAAGCAGCAACAGGAGAAGACCUCCGCUGUGAAAGAAUCACUUUUAGAAGAUGACCUCACAUUUGGCUCCUAUCAGCCCACGCUGGUAUCCACGCCUGAAGGGCGCCAGUCCCGCAGACAGUCUGUCAGAUUUUCUACAGAGGAUGUCAGUUCCGCUACCCCAGAGAAGAAACCCAUACCCACCACCCCCACCUCCUCUCGACACCGCAACUCCGCUGACUGGCUAGGCCUCAAGGCAAACGUCGACCAUACCUUUGAUGCCAAAGAGACCAAGGCCUCAGCAGAGUCUCCAAAGGCUCCUUCCUCUCCUGUAGUAGAGAGAAGGCCCUCCCUGACGAGUAGCCACGUCACAUCUGCCGCAAAAACGGCAGCAGACACGCCAGCCCCGACGGAUAAUAUCACAAAACAAACUAAGCCGGAGGUCUCCAAAAGCCAGAAGAGAGAAGAGGAGGAUGACUGGUUAGCAGGGGCACUGAGCAGGAAGAAGGCUCUGUCAGUGUCAAACUCUGAGGCAAGAGCGUCGAAGCAGGAAGACUCUUUAGGCCUGGGAGAAGAAGAGUCGAUCGUCAGUAAACAAGUCACUUCACAAGCUCCCAGGGGCGGAAAGGACACUCUUACAUCUGUCAAGGAAACUAGCAACACUUUUCUUGGACAGCCGAGCCCCACUGCUCAUUCUACUCCUGUCAGAGAGAAGGGGACCAAGCAAGAUUGCCCUCCUCAAGUUACCGGUCCCUUGGCAGCCUCUUCUGCUAGCAUUAGCCACACCCAACCCCAGCCUCAGUCCCAACCCUACCACUUACCAUCCGAUAAGGGAUCCGGGGUGCCACGAGGGCCUAGUCAGGCUUCGGAUGAAACCCAGCAACAGCUGCCGUUGCUCAACCCUGUGUCUGCCAUACUGCCUGGCUCAAUGUGGUCAGUUCCACAGCAAACCCAAAUGCAAAAUACACCAGCUCCUGUCCAACAACAGGUGACACUUUCAGCAGACAGUCUGCAGCAGCUGCUUCUACAACAGCAGAUGAUGCAGUCUCAGUUGCUGGGUCUAGGUUGUGUCGUGGAUGCGGGGGCCCUGCAGAGACACAAGGAGAAAGAGCAGCAACCUGGAGACUAUCAAGCUUUACAGACUCGAAUCAUCCAGCUGGAGGGACAGGUGAAGACCCUGCAGCUGGAGCGAGACCAAAGCCAGAUGUUACUAGAAAAUGUCCAGCAGCGGCAUAAACAGGAUAUGGAGCUCAUGGAAAAAACACACAAGGCUCGAGUGAAGCUUCUUGAGGAAUCAGCAGCCCAGAGGGACACGCAAGCGCGGCAGGAGUGUGAAGACCUAAUGGAACGCCUGGCCGCGGUAACACGAUUGGCUGAGCAGGAACGCGCAGAGCUGCAGGCUCAGUACCAGCGCAAACUGGCCCAGGCCCAGCAAGACAGAGACCGCGAGGUGGAGAGACUCAGAGACCUCCAGAGGAAAUCUAUCUUGGAGAUGAAGAAGGACCACGAGGACCAGGUCCAGAGACUGAAGAAACUAAAGGAUGAAGAGAUUGAUGCGGUCACAAGCGCAACAUCUCAGACCAGGUCUCUUACAGUGGUGAUUGAGCAGAUGGAGCAGUUCUCCUCUCGGCUUGGAGAGCUUUCUUCCCGGGUGGAGAGCACACAUGAACACACGGCUCACGGCCUGGAGCAGGGAGCACGGCACAGAGACGAGCAGCUUCGAAUAAUGCAGGACCGUCUGGCCCAGCAGCAAAAAGCCAUGGCAGAGGAGAGAGCUUACCUCAAGGAAAUCAUUUCCAGGAUGGACACUCAGCUCAAUGAGCAGCAGAGACAGCUUGAGAAGGAACGCUGGAAGAUGACAGCAGACCAGGCCAAGGCAGAGUCUACCCAAAGAGGCCUGGAGGACGAGCGGCGUGCCCUCAGCAUGCAGAUCAACAUGGAAAGAGAGGAGCUGGAAAGAGCCAAGAGUGCAUUACUGGAGGAGCAGAAGUCAGUGAUGCAGCAUUGUGCAGAGGAGAGGAGGAAGCUGGCAGCUGAGUGGGCCCACUUCCACGCCCUGGAGAAGCAGAGGCAUGAGAGGGCCGAGCGGGAAGUCAGCAGUCUCUUGGAGAAGAGAGAGGGCUCCAUCAUCAGUCUGGCACAGGAACAAGCUGACCUAAAGCUUCAUACUGCAGAGCUGAAACAAAAGCAAAUGUCUGUGGCACAGGAGAGGGAGACUCUGGAAAGACUAAGAGAAGAACUGGACAGAGAGAAAGAGAGAAUAAGCAGCACCGCCUUGAGACUCAAGACACGAGCCCAAGAGGUGGAGGCCUUUAGCAAGCUUGCUGCAGAGAAGCACGAGGAUGGAGAACGAGCCUUGCAGGAGGCAAAACGUGUGGAGGUUGAGCACGAGGCAAGACUCAGGAAUAUCCAUACGCAGACCGAGCGGCUGAGGCAGCAAGAACAACGGAUCCUUCAGGAGCAAAUGCGGUUAAGUCAUCUGCAGAAGGAGACAGAGAGACCAAGACAAGACACUACAAUUUCCUCUUUACCACAAAUGAUUCCACCCGUGUUACCAGAUGCAGGUUCAGUGUCACCGAACCUUGAGCUGGCAUCAACCUUGAACAUUCCCCCUCCUAUUUCAUUUGCUAACCCUCAAGCCAUGGCUCUUCAGGCUAGUCUGGCUCUGUGGAAGUACACUGCAGAAAGGGACCGUGAAUACCUCCAAGAAGAGCAGAUCUUCUUGGAGAAUCUGAAGAAGAAAUCUUACAGAUCAUCUUUCAACACAGAUUGACCAAGACACACUGGGUGCUCCCAGUAGGAUCCCUGUUACUUUUCAUGUGCCCAA
Messenger RNA from Morone saxatilis (striped sea-bass), 4158 nucleotides. Its product is annotated as fas-binding factor 1 homolog. Gene Ontology annotation, cellular component: ciliary basal body; ciliary transition fiber; centriole. The record is from RefSeq and is a predicted model, not a curated record. Lineage: Eukaryota; Metazoa; Chordata; Actinopteri; Moronidae. Bases 490 to 4104 code for a protein of 1204 amino acids. The transcript is spliced from 31 exons. Gene Ontology annotation, biological process: cilium assembly; establishment of epithelial cell polarity.